Molecule: messenger RNA, 750 nt
Organism: Trichoderma asperellum CBS 433.97
Lineage: Eukaryota; Fungi; Ascomycota; Sordariomycetes; Hypocreales; Hypocreaceae
Source: RefSeq, a predicted model, not a curated record
AGCGGCUGAAGCCAAACCCUGGUGGUCUAGAUUUGAUCACCGCCAGCACUAAGCGGGGGACGAGAGAGAAGCCUUCGGGCGCGGCAGAGUGCAGCUGUGAACGCACAAUGCACAAUGCAGAGCCAUGCAGCACAUACUGUACUACUACACAUAUUUGUAGGCGCUGGACCCGCGCCGUGUCGAUCCGCUACCCCCGAGCACAGCCUCAGUCCUUGCUCUGGAACAGGAACGCUCCUCUGGCAGCCCGCUGUUUUUCUCCUCUGCAAACAUCUCGCUCACUUUAGCCCCCUCGUUGGGCACCCAUCCCACACCAGACAUACUCGCAGCACCACGGUUCUCCAGUCGGCCUCUUCCAUCCCGACAUUCAUUUACACCGCUGGACUGCCGCUGCGAGAUUCUGGCUUCGAGGACAGUUUGCUGCGAGCGUUAUCGACGGGCCCCAGCGACUUUGCCCGCCGUUCUGCGAUCCACCCCCUUCUUUUUGGAUAUACUCUUUCUUACUCGCACUCCUUCAAGUACGGCACUGCGUGCUUAGUACACAAGACACACUUUCCUACGCAAUUCCAUCACAUAGCCGCGCAAGACUUCACGCGCAUGUUACACUAUACUACUACUACUAAUUAGCGGUACCAUAAGUAGACCAUCUGGCCAUUCCAUACAUUGUCGUGUGGGUAGUGUUUGUGGAGACCCCCAAGGCUUGCUUGCUUGCUUGCUUGCUUGCUUAUUUGCUUGCCUGGCUUGGCUUCUAUA